AUGGUGCCGGGCCAACCACUUGACAGGGAUAAAAUAGAAAUUCCCUCUAAUUUGAGACUCGCCGAUCCAGAAUUUCAUCUACCAGCUCCCAUUGACAUGUUAUUUGGAACUGGGACUACACUUUCGUUUCUCGGACCCGCGAAAAAACGAAUUUUUGCUGAAAAUCAACCUGAUUUAUUCCUUUUACAAACUUCUCUUGGUUGGGUUAUUGGAGGGGGAGCUCCUACAUCUAAACACACUCGUCAACGUUCCUGUCAUCUCAUUAACACGGACUCUUUGGGCUUUGAAUUGACUAAAUUCUGGGAAAUAGAGGACACCGCAGGAAAACCUCGUUCCAAUCACGUUGAAACAGCGUGUGAACGACACUUCAAGGAGCACGUGACUAGAGACAUGACAGGAAGAUACAUCGUGGCUCUUCCCUUCAAUAAUAAUAUCUUUCAACUGGGGAUAUCGCGAUCGCGGGCUUACAAUCGGUUCAAAUCUAGCGAGAAAAAAUUCCAUCAAAACUCUCAACUUGCUGAGCAAUACAAGACAGUCAUUCAAGAGUACAUUGAUCUUGGGCAUAUGACUGAAAUUGAUACAUCGAAAUUAGCUGAUCACGGGUACUAUUUACCCCACCAUGCGGUAUUCAAAGAAGGCAGCUUAACAACAAAACUGAGAGUUGUCUUUGAUGGAUCCGCCAAAACCAACACCGGGAUGUCCUUGAACGAUACACUCCACUACGUUCUGACGGGCGACAUCGAGAAAAUGUAUCGACAAAUUCUCGUGCGUCUGGAAGAUCGUAAAUACCAACGCAUUCUGUGGCGCGAUGAUGAUGGACCUGUGAGAACCUACGAACUCAACACCGUGACAUUUGGAUUGUCAGCAGCACCAUACCUUGCAAUCAGAUGUCUUCAUUAG
This is a messenger RNA of Diachasma alloeum, 900 nucleotides long. RefSeq lists its product as uncharacterized. The transcript has 2 exons. The record is from RefSeq and is a predicted model, not a curated record. NCBI's taxonomy places the organism in Eukaryota, Metazoa, Arthropoda, Insecta, Hymenoptera, Braconidae. Bases 1 to 900 code for a protein of 299 amino acids.